AUCGAUCUCGAGUCAUUUUCCGAGCAGCUCGCUUUACGUGAUCUGAGUCUUUACGAUAACCAGCUUCCUUUUAUUAAGCGAGGCAUCUUCAAAGGCUUGCACCAAUUAACUUAUUUAGGCCUUUACAGGGGAAAUAUCAGUUCUAUUGAAGAAGAUUCGUUUUGUGAAUUAGAGAAUUUGGAAAUUUUGUAUUUACCUGGUCUUCAGCUAACGAUUCUACAAAAUAAUUCGUUGCGUGAUCUCCAAAAACUAACUUACUUAAGUUUAAAGAGAAAUAGAAUUUCUAUUAUAGAAGCUGAUGCCUUUUCUGGCUUAACUGCACUAAAGAGUUUAAAUUUGGCUGAUAAUUUUCUUACAACAAUUCAAAAGGAAACAGUGAAGGAUCUUCUCAAUCUCAGUUUCUUGACUCUCUGGAAUAAUAUUAUCAACUUCAUCGAAACUUCAACAUUUACUAGUCUUUCUCUUUUAGAGACUUUGGAUUUAGAAAACAACCGCCUUACCUUUAUAGACCAGUCAAUGUUUGCUGGACUCGUUAAGUUAACAACGCUUAUUCUCAGUAAUAAUCGCAUUUGCUCGAUUGAGGAUUCUGCGUUUACCCAUCUACAUUCUCUGAAAUAUUUGAGUUUAGCAGGAAACCAACUAACUGCUCUUAGUAAAGAAUUGUUCCAAGGCGUGAAAGGAAUUACUCAUUUAGCGCUCGGCACUAACAGGAUAACAGCCAUUACUAAAGACAUGUUCCAAAAUCUGCCAAAUUUAAAAUAUCUCGAUCUCCAAAACAACAGCGUUAUCGCUAUCGAGAAGGAAUUUCUCUUCCAUCUCACUACCUUGCAGUUUUUGAACUUAGAAAACAGUAUCAACUCUACGAACGGAACAUUUUUUGACCAGGAAAGCUUAUAUUGCAGUGAACUUUCUUUUUACGAUGGAUCUCUGGAAGGAAUAACGUACAGCGGGAACAUACUUGAUAUUAGUUGGAAUAGUAAAAAUAAUAGAAAUCUCAGUGAGUACAACAUCGUCGAUAAGCAAGUAUAUUCUAAUCAUUGUUCCUUAGAAAGCUUGGAGUUGGCUGGAAACGGAAUAAGUUUUAUCAAAAGAGAAACUCUGCUAGGUUUAGCGAGUUUGACCUCCUUAAAUUUGGCUAAUAACUUAAUUAGCACGAUAGAAGAUGGUUCAUUUUCCUACUUACGAUUAUUAAAAAGUUUAGAUUUAUCUCAUAACCAACUUCAAAGAGUCACAAAAGAAGACUUAAAAAAUCUUUUUCACCUCACUUAUUUGAAUUUAUUGCAAAAUUCGAUUGAUUCUAUAGGAAACCACACCUUUUCCCAGACGACUAGCUUGGAAGAAUUAAUUCUUGGUUACAACGGCAUUGACUCCCUUGAAAACUCUUUAUUUAUUAAUUUGAGUGCUUUAAAAGAAUUAGACUUGUCUGGUAACAAACUUGGUUUAUUGGAAAAGCAAAUAUUUCAGCAACUCGGCCGCCUGACCAGUUUAUUCCUUCAAAGUAAUAGCAUCGUGACUAUCGAAGACUCAGUUUUUUCCAAAUUGAAAAACUUGAAGCAAUUAGAUCUUUCUCGCAACCGACUCGCCCUAAUAAAAAAUGAGUCGUUCAAAGGUCUUUCUUACUUGACCAGAUUAAAUCUUAAACAUAAUAGCAUCACAUAUAUAGAAGACGCUUCUUUUUCUGAACUCCAUGAAUUAUUAAUUUUAAAUUUAGCACAGAAUGGACUAACUUUAAUAACAAAGGAAAUGUUGCAGGGCCUUCACAGUUUAACGGAAUUACAUCUUAAUAACAAUAGCAUUUAUUCUAUCGGAAGCACUUUGUUUUCCGAUUUGUGGGGCCUUAAAUACUUGGAUCUUACUGCGAAUAGCAUCCACUUACUUAAGGAGUACGCAUUUUCGGUUCUGCGCGUUUUAGAAGAGCUCUAUAUGGAUAAUAACUCAAUAAAAGUAAUCCCAUAUCGAGCAUUCUAUGAACUAACAGAAGUGACAACCUUGUAAGUUUCGCUACUAAAAUUGUAAAAAUCUCUACGAAACAAUCCCAUCAAUG
Messenger RNA from Zophobas morio, 2044 nucleotides. RefSeq names its product insulin-like growth factor-binding protein complex acid labile subunit. Bases 517 to 1995 code for a protein of 492 amino acids. Gene Ontology annotation, cellular component: extracellular matrix. The transcript is spliced from 29 exons. Lineage: Eukaryota; Metazoa; Arthropoda; Insecta; Coleoptera; Tenebrionidae. Gene Ontology annotation, molecular function: protein binding. The record is from RefSeq and is a predicted model, not a curated record.